Molecule: messenger RNA, 927 nt
Organism: Exaiptasia diaphana
Lineage: Eukaryota; Metazoa; Cnidaria; Anthozoa; Actiniaria; Aiptasiidae
Product: coadhesin
Exons: 5
Coding region: 43-927 (294 amino acids)
Source: RefSeq, a predicted model, not a curated record
GGUUGGUGUGGGUGCUUGUUUUGGGCUGUUUUUAUACUCAGAAUGGAAUUCAUGAUCGCUGAUACCGACUGUCAUACCUCAGAAUUAUGGACAAUGCUUGUAAACCAUGUCAUGGAAACUUUGACUAUCGGUGAUAUCGACAGCUGCUACAGGACCUGUGCUGCAAAGCCAGGGUGCCAAAGCAUCAACUACUACAGAGACAAGUCUCUCUGUGAGUUAAACAGCUGGACGAUCGAGAACACGCCCCAUAUGAGAGUCGCCAACAAAGACUCGGUGUACUUCACGAUUCCAGUGGAUGGCAAUUUGACCGAAUGGGGCAGAUGGUCGAAUUGUUCCCUAACCUGCGGCAAAGGAACAAGAUAUCGAAACCGUUCUUGCACCUACCCACCCCCUGCUUAUGGAGGAAAGAAUUGUACUGGGCCAUACAACGACACACAGAGCUGUAACCCGCAGCCAUGUUUCGGUGCCAUUGGAAUACAGAACAAGACCAUCAUUUCUGAUUACUAUUUGACCGCUACAAGGAACAAUGGCAACGCUAAUAAAGCAAGUCUGAAUGGUCGUAGCGGUUGGUGGGCAAACUGUGAGCAUCAAAGAACGUGUAAUAGGGAUUGGUUACAAAUCAAUUUGGGAAAGAUUGCAAAGAUUAUUGGUAUUGCCACGCAAGGCGGCUCUUAUUACAUUGGCUAUGACUACUGGUCUUGGACGGAAAAGUAUCGGCUCUCCUACAGCAAUGAAAGCAUAUUCACCUUUUACAAGAAUGGCCAAGUCUUAAAAGGGAACACAGACAGGAACACGAUUGUUUAUCACAAUCUUGCGCCGGCCAUCACAGCAAGAUAUGUACGAAUUCAUCCCAUGAAAGACAAUGACAAGUCUGGUGCCAUAGCACUGAGAAUGGAGCUUUACGAAAGCAAAGAAGACGAAGGUUAG